AACGGGAUUAAUCAUCCCCUUUGUCGAAAAAUUUAUAUUGCAUGCGCCAAUGUAGUUAAAACAAUUUUAUGAUACAUUUAUAAAGUUUUGAAUCCCCUUAACAUAAGAGAAGUUUGGGUUUAAAUUCAAGGGGUGAUAUUUUUGGAUUUUUUUAAUUUUCUUGUUAGAAUUUCUGACUCCACUACUAAUUAUUAUUCUUACUUCAGAUGACAGCAUAAAAUGGAAUGGAGGGAUAUACACAAUAGUGUUUAGUUUUGUUUAUUUUUCUUAAUGUGGAAUGUUGUGAUGACAUUUGUGCUUUUUAUUUUUUAUUUUUUUAUGAAGGUUAUGGUGGAUCCUGAUGCUCCAAGCCCAAACAACCCUAACUUGAGGGAGUAUCUACACUGGUUGGUCACAGAUAUCCCAGCAACUACAAAUACAAGCUUUGGCAAAGAAGUUGUAUGCUACGAGAGUCCAAGACCUUCAAUGGGAAUUCAUCGGUUUGUUCUCGUGCUAUUUCGACAAUUGGAUCGUGAAACUGUGUAUGCCCCAGGUUGGCGUCAGAAUUUUAACACAAGAGACUUUGCUGAGCUUUACAAUCUUGGUUUGCCUGUAGGGAGAGUGGUACCGGUGGACGUCGCACAUAAAAAUUAAUUUUUACCUUUAU
Lycium barbarum (goji berry) is the source of this 646-nucleotide messenger RNA. Its product is annotated as protein VERNALIZATION 3-like. The record is from RefSeq and is a predicted model, not a curated record. Lineage: Eukaryota; Viridiplantae; Streptophyta; Magnoliopsida; Solanales; Solanaceae. The coding region runs from base 271 to 633 and encodes 120 amino acids. The transcript has 3 exons.